UUCCACGUUUGUGUCCUACAUGCAUCAGACGUUUAGCCAGCGGUCGGUGUGCGUGAUUGUCUGAGUCUGAGACUAACUUAGCAGCUCACAGGCGACAACCGAUCUGUCUGUGACAGUUGUGUUAAUUAAAUCCUCUACUUCCUUUUUGAAAGGAAUUAUUUCUCAGGGAAAAGAAAUAAUGUGGCAUGUAGUGCUUAUGCUCAUUGGAGCUCAUCUGGCCUGUGCUAGAACACACUCUCUGAGAUACUUCUACACUGGUGUUUCUGGAAUCAAUGACUUCCCAGAGUUCACUGCAGUUGGUCUGGUCGAUGAAGGGCAGUUUUUUUACUUUGACAGCAACACAAAUAAAGCUGUGCCAAAGACAGAGUGGAUCAGACAGAAUGUGGGAGAAGAGUACUGGAACAGAGAGGCUCAGAUUGAUAUUAAAGCACAUCAGAUCUUCAAAAUCGUCAUCCAAAACAUGAAGGGACACUUCAACCAGUCAGCAGGUGUUCACUCAUGGCAGCUGAUGUACGGCUGUGAGCUGGAUGAUGAUGGCACCAAAAGAGGAUACUAUCAGUAUGGUUAUGAUGGAGAGGAUUUCCUCAGUCUGGAUAAGAGCACCCUCACCUGGACUGCUGCUAGUCAUCAUGCUGUCCUUACCAAGAACAAAUGGGAGACUGAUGAAAGACAGUUAGCAGAAUACUGGAAAGCAUAUCUGGAGAACACAUGCAUUGAUUGGGUGCAGAAGUAUGUGAGAUAUGGGAAGGAAACUCUGGAGAGAAAAGUCUUUCCUCAGGUGUCUCUGCUGCAGAAGUCUUCCUCGUCUUCAGUCUCGUGUCAUGCUACAGGUUUUUACCCCAGUGGAGUAACAAUCUCCUGGCAGAAAAAUGGACAAGAGCAUCAUGAGGAUGUGUAUCUUGGUGAACUUCUUCCCAAUGAGGAUGGGACCUUUCAGAGGACGAGCACCAUCAAAGUUUCACCUGAGGAGCUGAAGAAGAACCAGUUCAGCUGUGUGGUGGAGCAUCAGGGUGAAACCUUCAGAAGCAUUUUGAAAGGUGCUUCUGUCCCCAUCGGCAUCAUUCUUUCUGCUGUUGCUGGUGUCUUCCUGUUGAUUGUCACUGCUGUUGCUGGAUAUAAGGUCUAUCAGAAAAAGAAAGGCUUUAAACCUGUCAAUGCGUCUGAUGACGGUUCAAAUAGCUCAGCUCGUUCAGAUACAAAAACAUAAAGAUGAGACCAGAUGAGUGCAAGAGAUGAGGUAAAUUUGAUGAUUAUCCUGCUGUCCAUCUUGUUUACAAUACACAAACACACACUUUCUCUCUCACUCACACACGCACACACACACACACACACACACACACACACACACACACACACACACACACACACACACACACACACAUUUGUUUUUGUGAAAAGUGGGUUCAUCCCAUAGGCGUAAUGGUUUUUAUACUGUACAAACUGUAUAUUCUAUCACCCUUCACCAACCCUACACCUAACCCUAACCAUCACAGGAAACUUUGUGCAUUUUUACUUUCUCAAAAAAACUCAUUCUGUAUGAUUUAUAAGCGUUUUGAAGAAUGGGGACAUGGGUUAUGUCCUCAUAAGUCACCCUCUCCUUGUUAUACCUGUGUCAUACCCAUGUCAUUAUACAGAGUUGUGUCCUGAUAUGUCACAAAAACAAGAGCAUACACACACACACACACACACACACACACACACAGGAUCAUAGAUUUCGGUGACAGGAUUGAUUUUGGGCAGAUGUGGCCUAAUGGUUAGAGUGUUGGACUUGUAACCCGAACUUUGCAGGUUCCAGUCUCGGUGCUGGCAGGAGUUGUACGGGGGGUUGAACAGUGCUCUCUUUCACCCUCAAUAGCCAUGGCUGAAGUGCCCUUGAGCAAGGCACUGAACCCCCAGUUGCUCCCCGGGCGCUGGAUAUAUAGCUGCCCACUGCUCCGGGUGUGUGUUCACUUCUCACUGCUGUGUGUGUGCACUUGGAUGGGUUAAAUGCAGAGCACCAAGUCCAAGUAUGGGUUACCAUACUUAGCAAAUGUCACGACUUUUACUUUCAUUUAUAUCAUGGUUCCUUAUUAAUCACAUCUGCAAAGUUUUUGUUUCAUCACACUUUAUUAUUGAUUGUGAAAAAAGAGACACUUUUGAAUGUGUGUACAGUCAGUCAUAGUAUAGUAUAGCAGUCCUCUCUUUUGUAUGAGAUGUUUCUAGAAAGACUAUUUCUGUGGGAAAUAAAAUAUGAAAUAAUUCAGAGGGUAACAAGUCAUGGAAAACUAUCUCCUGCAAAACUUAAAAUAACCUCUGUACAGUACAGUACAGUAAACUAUAGAUAUUUUCCUUGAUUUGAGGUUACUAAAUCUAAAUGAUGUAAAUAUUUGUAUAUAUUAAUUGCCUUUAAUACAUUGUAAUCUUAAUUUGAUUCUUUAAAAUAAAUAAACUUCACAGAAAGGGGCAGGUGGUGAAUGUC
Molecule: messenger RNA, 2458 nt
Organism: Carassius carassius (crucian carp)
Lineage: Eukaryota; Metazoa; Chordata; Actinopteri; Cypriniformes; Cyprinidae
Product: H-2 class I histocompatibility antigen, Q9 alpha chain-like
Exons: 10
Coding region: 179-1207 (342 amino acids)
Biological process (GO): immune response
Cellular component (GO): external side of plasma membrane
Source: RefSeq, a predicted model, not a curated record